AUGGCACUAGCCGCUUACCGAAACCUGCUGCGGUCCGCGCGCAUCGCCUUUCAGGGCGACACGCACACCCUCUUCGCCGCCCGCGCUGAAGUGCGCAAGAACUUUGAGUCGAACCGUAGUCUCCGAAUCGGAAGCGAGGAGCUCGAGAAAUCCCUGUUGCAUGCGCAGGAGGUGUCCAAGUUUCUGCGAGAGAACGUGGUGCAGGGACAGGCCGAGGACGCAGAGGGCAACUACAAGCUACGGAUACACGAGCACACGGAAAGAGGAGACAAUGAGGACAUUAAGAAAGGAAACGGAAAGACUGCAUUAAACGGAGCCAAGUGCUGCUCCUCCUAG
Molecule: messenger RNA, 336 nt
Organism: Exserohilum turcica Et28A
Lineage: Eukaryota; Fungi; Ascomycota; Dothideomycetes; Pleosporales; Pleosporaceae
Exons: 3
Coding region: 1-336 (111 amino acids)
Biological process (GO): mitochondrial respiratory chain complex III assembly
Source: RefSeq, a predicted model, not a curated record